AUGGAUGCACUAAUGACUAAUGGAUACAUUCUGGAUAAGAGCUUUGAGGAGGACCUGUCGUCAACCAGGUCGUCAACCAGUCGCCUGUCAAUCAAGUCUCCACUGAGGGGAGUCAGGAAGCUGAAGAACAUGCAGUGUAAAAUCACCCUUCUAGAUGGCUCCGACUACACCAUGACGGUGGACAAACGAGCCAGAGGCCAGCUGCUGUUUGCCAAGGUGUGUGACCAUCUGAACCUGCUGGAGACGGACUACUUUGGCAUCACGUACCGCGACGUGGAGAACCAGAAGAACUGGCUUGACCCGAACAAGGAACUGAAGAAGCAGAUAAGGAGUGGCCCCUGGAACUUUGGCUUCAACGUCAAGUUCUACCCCCCAGACCCUGCCCAGCUGUCUGAAGACAUCACCAGGUACUACCUGUGUCUCCAGCUGCGUGAUGACAUGGUGUCUGGUCGUCUCCCCUGUUCCUUCACCACCCACACCAUACUGGGCUCCUACACGGUUCAGUCAGAGCUGGGGGACUACGACCCCGAGGAGACGGAGUACAACAGUGAGCUCCGCUUCGCUCCGAACCACACCAAGGAACUAGAAGAUAAGGUCAUGGACCUACACAAGAACUACAAAGGGAUGACCCCAGCUGAAGCAGAGUUACACUUUCUGGAGAAUGCCAAGAAACUGUCCAUGUAUGGAGUAGACCUGCAUCACGCCAAGGACUCUGAAGGCGUAGAGAUCAUGCGAGUGUGCUCCAGUGGUCUGCUCAUCUACAGAGACAGACUGAGAAUCAACAGGUUUGCCUGGCCCAAGGUCCUCAAGAUCUCUGUGGCCCAAGAGAAACAACUUCUCUGUGGCCCAUCAAGAUACGCCCGGGAGUUUGAGCAGUUCGAGAGCACGAUUGGCUUCAAGCUCCCUAACCACCGUGCAGCCAAGAGGCUGUGGAAGACCUGUGUCGAGCACCACACGUUCUUCAGGUUGGUGUCUCCAGAGGCCCCCCCGAAGAAGUUCCUAGGUCUUGGUUCUAAGUUCCGCUACAGCGGUAGAACCCAGGCUCAGACCCGGAGAGUCUCCUCUCAGAUCAUCAGGGCCGCGCCCAUCUUCGAACGCUCCUCCUCCAAACGCUACACCAUGUCACGCAGCCUGGACGGAGCGCCCGUAACAGAGAACCACGACACCCUGAUGAGGGAAGCCACGCCUGCCAAAACUGUCGCCCCUGGAGACCUGAUCACCACGGUAACGCCGGAGAAGAAGGCGGAGGAGGAGAAGGCCGAGGAAGAGGAGGGACAGACCGACGCUACAGAGACGUCAGAUCCUAAUGUGCCCUCAACCCCCCUCAGACACGACAACAAGCGCUCCCCGUGCCUGUACUCCCGUGACCCCCUCCGCUCGGAGCUCUCCCUCCCUUCCUCCCCCGUGGCCUCCACUAAGGUCCGUCGGCGGCGCAGGGAGAACGCGUCCCGUAAACGCUGUGCGUCCGUCAGCCCGGUUAAAUCCUCUGAGGGGUGCCGUAGGCGCCAGGCCAAAGCGGACCGCGCCGCCGCCCUCCUAGAGGAGCAGGUGUUACUCCUGUCGGCCCGGAAACAGCGUCUAGAACAGCUGAAGGCCCACGGGAGGCGGGGCGGCACUCUGUUCUCCUUCUCCCUGCACCUCCCCGACCUCUCCUCUUACCUAGACGAGGAUGGUUACCUCACCUUCCCCGACAUCACGGAGCUCACCUUCCUCCCUGAGAGCGUGCAGCACUUCCGUCCGUUCAGGUCCCCCUCCCUCAUCCCCUGCUUCCUCUUCAUCUUCUUCUUCCUCUUGUCCACGUCGUUCUCGGUGCCCUACGCCCUCACGCUGUCCUUCCCGCUGGCGCUGUGUCUGUGCUACCUGGAGCCCAAGGCGGCUUCUCUCACCGCAUCCAUCGCUCAGGGCCUGCAUCAACAUGACAGUUGUUCAGAGGAAGAGGAAGAGGAAGAUGAAGAGACGGACAGCGAGCAAACUGACUUUGCCUUUGACGGGGAAACUACGGCCACUGAGUCGGAGCCGGAAGAUGAUCAUUCUGAGAUGAGGACACAGUAUAGGUUCAUAAGGCAAAUUAAAGGAGAGAACGUUUUUAUCAAGCACAGUAAUCUCAUGUUAGAGAACACAGAGGCGUCGGAGGAGCUGGUGAAACGUCAGAGAGACGUCAGUGAACUGAAGCGCUCCUUCCUGGAGACGUCAGGUGGCGCUGAAUCCCUGGGACUGACGGAGUGGGAGAAGAGACUGUCCUCGUCUCCUCCGGCGCGCUCCCACAGCGAGGGAGUGGAGGAGGCACCCAUGAUAGAGCCACUAAACACCCCACAGGACUCAGAGACAGAGGAAGUUCCUGCUGCUGAGGAAGAAAUGAAGCAGGAGGUACAAGCCAAUGGCAUUGAGGCUGCAGGCAUGGUGAACUCUAGUGAUGUGGGGGCGGGGACUGCAGGAGCACAGGGGUGUGGUCUGAUGACUGUAACUGACACCUUAGAAGACGUCACCAGUGACUGGACGGACAGAGAGGAAGAGAAGUUCCUAGUAUCUCCAGAGCUGAAGAUAAGUCCAGGGACAGUCAGACAGGAAGUCUCGACAGCCAUCUUGGACAAGAGAGGAACACUCAUCAUCCUGAGGGAGAUGGAGUCUGAAGACAAAAUGGACGCCGGCAGAGACGUUACCAAGACCAACCAGGAGAAAGGAGGCGGGACUUCAGCAAGCGUUAAGGAAGGUGAAGAUGACGAGCUAGAUGGAGAUCCUCUCACCAGAUCUAAGGAGAAAUAUGCCAUAAUCGACACGAAUGAAGAUGAGACCGGUGGUGAGGUAGAUGCUGAGGCCAUGUCUAAGGAGACCAGCAACAAGAGGGAGAGAUCUCUCAACUUAAGCCAGACUGAAACUGAUGAAGAAAUGAGUGCCGUUAACUCACUGCAGAAGACUGAGGCUCAGUCUGAGACAGUUGAAAGGUCAGAGUUCACCACCGUGUCACAUGAGAAGGUGACGGAGCUGAUUACCCAGGAUGCACCGCCAAAGAGAGAGGAAUCGUGCGGCCUGGAUGAAGCUGUGAGCGACCUAUCACAGUGGGCCUUCCCCGACGGUCAAUUUGCCACCAAACUGUCACCUGGAUCUCUUGCCGUGAGCCCGGCUGAAGAGGAGGAGGAGGAGGAGGAGGAGGAGGAGAUAGGAGGGAGCCAGGGGAUUGCUGAGACGGCACAGUCUACAGGACCUACGAAACCCGAGGCUGUGCCAGCAGUGGAGUCGACCACCAAGGAGGUACCUGUCGUCCACACGGAGACUAAAACCAUCACGUACGAGUCUUCAGAGGGUGACUACAAUGGCGACAUGGAACCCGGCGUUCUGAUGAGCGCACAGACCGUCACCUCGGAGACCACCAGCACCACCACGACCACGCACAUCACUAAGACUGUGAAAGGAGGGAUCUCUGAGACCAGGAUAGAGAAGAGGAUUGUCAUUACAGGAGAAGCAGGAGAUAUCGACCAUGAUCAGGCUCUUGCCCAGGCCAUAAAGGAGGCCAAAGAGCAGCACCCUGACAUGUCAGUGACCAAAGUAGUGGUUCAUAAAGAGACAGAGAUCACACCUGAGGGAGAGGACUGACCCAGGAGUAAAGCCCAGGACCGUUUUUAAAUCCCCUGGUGGAAGGGACUCCCCUCAAACCUCCAGCAUCCAACUCCCAACGUCAUGAUGGGUUUCAUUACAUUACUGUGCCUGCCUGCUGGGCCUGUUGUAAACUACAGUGGAGACUACACAGGCCAGCCUAUUGUUCUACAGACAGUCUUGUUCUAUAGAAAUACAAUCUAUAGGAGCGGGCUUCCCCUGUUCAAGUCAAUGACGGCGUAAUAGAUUCUAAUUCUAUGCUCUGCGCUCUCUAUGGUGCCGUUCCUAAUCUGAGCUCCAUGUGCUUACCUUGGCUUUACUGCCUAAAGUCAAAAAGAGGUAGUUAAGAUUUAUGCCUAUCGUCAGUCCCAUCCGUCAUUCUAAAAAAAAUCAAAUGUAUAUUUGCAUGAGCAGAAUGCCGCAAUUAUUAUAAUGAAAAUAAUUAUGAUCAAGAUUUACUGUGAGAUAAUUAACAAACAGGCCUAUUAAAUCACUUGAACUCUCGCUGAACUCUACAACAGGCAGGUUGAUUUCAUUCACCGUCUUGCUAUCUAUUUAAGAUUAUAUUAUAAACAGUCUUUUCUUUUUUGGUCAGCGUUCUUUAUUUUAUUUAUGAAAUGAAAAUCCAUCACUCCGAGAGGGAGAAGAAAAAAAAGAAGUUAAACUGUGUGACCUAUUAGAGCCACACAACAAUAUUAUUAUUCUAAUGACUUUUAGUAGAUGGUAGAAGUGCCGACCUCACUGCCACCCCACUCCCCUCCCAUCGUCUCGAAUAGAAAUACAUUUUAAAUCCACUUUUACAACAAAGUCCUGUGUGUGUUGUCCUGGGCAACAGCAACUGCAAACAAAGGCAGGUUAUAUUGUCUAUAUUCAGCAACAAAUUAGUUUAUUCAUGUUGUAUUGUGUAUUUUUUUUUUUUGUCUGAACAUUUUGUCAGUUAUUCUUUAUUCAAACAUUGUAGCAUAUUUCAAAAUAUGCCUGUGUCCCAGAUCGGCUUGUCCUCGUGGCAACUCUAUUAUCACCCAUUGAGUGACAUGGAGAUGGCAUGAUGGCACUAUCCGACUGGCACCCAGGCUAUAUUUGAGACGGUUGACAGAUUGUUUUUAAAAACACUUUCUAGAUGGGGGGGGGGGUUACAUAGUUUGUGCCCAGGCUAUGUUUGAGACAAUGACAGUCUGUUUUUAAAAAACACUUGUCUCAAUGUGGGUUUUACUUGUAUUGUUGUGAUCUAUCUGCCAUAAUGAACACAAAUGGUAUACAUUCUCCUCUGUAUUAAUUAAUGGCUGGACUACAGUUCCCACAAUGCUGUGUGCGACUGACUGAAAGGCCCAGGACUCAAACUAACAAGACUGCUCUGUCCAGAUUAACAUAUUUUGGUCUGAAAUAGCACCCUAUCCUCUAUAUAGUGCACUACUUUUGACCAGAGCCAUAUGGGAUUCACUAUAAAGGGGAUAUGGUGCUAUUUGUGACUCAUCCAAAGACAAGUAUUUGAUCAGAUCUGUCAGUCAAUCAGGUGAAUGUCUCAGAAGCCGUAAUAGUUGUGUUCUACCAGUAUCAUAGUUGCUUCUAGACACUGAUCUUGGGUCAGUUUUGCAUUUUCCCUACUAUGGCUAAGGUUGGGAUUGGGUGGGGGGGUCUAAUGUUGAAUUGAACCUUUAUUGUACUUGGCAAGUAAAUUUAAGAAAGAAAAAAAUCUUAUUCACAAUGAUGGCCUACCCCAGCCAAACCCUUCCACAAACCUAGACGACGCUGGGACUCCCGAUCACAGCCCGUUUGUGAGACAGACCCGGGUCUGUAGUGACGCCUCCCUUAGACCUCUGUGAUCCUAGAUCGGUACCUAAAGGUAAACUUCACCCCAGAGCCAGUAUCAUCAAUAUAUAACUAUAUAUAGCUACAACCAAUCAUGAUGUUCCAACACCAACAGUACGUGGAAUUAUACAAAGUGGCAAAUGCAUAUUAUUGUCAUUUUUCUUUUUGCUUUUCUUUUUGAAUAAAAUAUUGAUUAUAUUAUUCUGAA
Molecule: messenger RNA, 5608 nt
Organism: Oncorhynchus keta (chum salmon)
Lineage: Eukaryota; Metazoa; Chordata; Actinopteri; Salmoniformes; Salmonidae
Product: band 4.1-like protein 3
Biological process (GO): cortical actin cytoskeleton organization
Cellular component (GO): plasma membrane; cytoskeleton
Molecular function (GO): structural molecule activity; actin binding
Source: RefSeq, a predicted model, not a curated record